This is a messenger RNA of Parasteatoda tepidariorum (common house spider), 3841 nucleotides long. RefSeq names its product delta-latroinsectotoxin-Lt1a-like. The record is from RefSeq and is a predicted model, not a curated record. NCBI's taxonomy places the organism in Eukaryota, Metazoa, Arthropoda, Arachnida, Araneae, Theridiidae.
AUCGUCUUUAAGCGUAGUCUUAACAAAAUGUUUUUACAUAGGAGACAAUCUACCAUGCAUGUUAACGAAUUUCUCUCAGCCGUAGCAACAGCUAAUAUUACUAAUCAAUCAGAAAUAAAUUCACGUCUGAAACGAGAUUUGAACGAAAUAGCAGAAAGAAAACAGCAAUGCCAAAUUUUAGAAUACGCUUCCAUAGCUACAGAAUUAGUUGGAAAUCUAGCUUCAGAUGUCAGCGACAUACCAGUAGUCGGAGAAGUUGCAGGUGUUUACACCGCGGGAAUAUCCAUGGUGAGCCACGUUGCCAAAGCUGGCAUGGACAUUGCAUCGCAAGCAUUAGACUGCGAUGACGUAAAUUUCGACGAAAUCAAAGAAAUCAUGGAUGAAAGAUUUAAUGAAGUUGACAGAAAAUUGGACAAAAGCAUGGAAGCGCUAGAAGAAGUUUCCAGAUUGGUGAGUAAAACCAUGUUGAUUGUUGAUCAAACUAGAGUCAUGAUGAGGGAGGGAUUUGAUAAAAUAUUGGAUGCAAUAGAAAAUAAGGAACUAAAAGACAGUAUCAAUAAAAUCAAAAAUUUCGUAAAGUAUUUUGAGAAUGAAAAGAGAGCAAUGCGUAGUCUUCCUGAAGAUCAAUACAUUUUUAAACUGCAAGAACCAAACAGUGUACUCACAUAUUUAAGAAACACUAGGCUUCCAAAUGAAGACAGCCUGCAUUCUGCUUUACAUAAAAUCAUCGAUAGUGACUAUGCUAUUCCCAAAAAUGCUAAUGACUCUAAAGCAUUCUCAGCAUUGCAUGCUUUAUUUCACGGUGCACAGACAUAUGUAUCGAUUAUGUUUUUCUUAUUGAAAGAGCAUUCUUAUUUAGCUGAUUACAAUUAUCAAAAGGGUGAUAUGGAAGAAUUUAAUAAGCAGUUUGAUACUUUGAAAUCCAUAUUUGAAGAUUUCCAAACUUCACUAACUGGUGGAACUUCUAAUAAUUCUUUUCUGGAUAAAGCUAUCGAAACAUUAAACAAGGCUAAAGACAAAGCCUUUGUUAAAGAUCUGGAAAGUAAAUUAUAUCAAGAAUUAUCACAUAGAGAGGGAAAUUUACGUAAACUUAAAAGAGAAAUUAAAAGCAUAAAGCUACCUAUCAUCAGCGACGUGCCGAAAACUGCUGCUCAAAUAUCGUUUGAAGAUUCCGCACUUUCUACACCUCACGGGGAUUGGGAAGACAGAGCCAAAGUAAGGUACGCUGUGCAACUGGAAAAGAAUGGUCUUUUUUCAAAAUUAAGUGAAUGGACGGAGCCAGUAUUUGUGCAAGGUAAAGCAAAUCCCACGCUUAAAUUUCCAAUUGAUCUUAAAAGAAGAAAGAGACUUGUCUUCAGAAAGUUUAAUGACAAUAAACCUCAGCUAGUAGGAGUCUUGAGUAAAUUACAGAUACUAUUCAAGGAUAUAAAUAGAGAUCUUUACAACGCAGCUGGAAGGGUUGAUAAGAAAUUAGCAUUAAAAGAAAUAAACUUACUGAUAGAAAACGGUGCUGAUAUCAACGCGGUGUUUGAUUCGGAUAGAAGUGUAAUGCAUGCUGCAGCGAAAAGUGGUAAUGAUAAAGCAGCUUUGAGGAUUUUGUCGAAUAAUAGUUCAAUAAACUUAAAUGUAAAGGACAAAAAGGGUUUUACCCCGAUGCAUUUAGCUGCUGAUGCAGGUCAAAAGGAGUUUAUACAAAUGCUCGUACAACAUGGAGGUGAUAUUAAUGCAAAAACUAAAACAGAUCACUUGACACCAUUACACAUAGCAACACGAAAUGGGUUUGAUAAAACUGUUUUGAUAUUAAUGGCAAAUGAAAAUCUACAGAUCAACGCUAAAGAUAAGUCAGGUUUUACUCCCUUGCACUAUGUAAUCCAAGGUGGUGCUAAAGUUCUAGAAGCUCUGUUGUCAAGCAAGGAAACUGAUGUUAAUACAAAAUCUGAGAGUGGCCUGACUCCUUUUCAUUUGGCUAUUAUGAACAGUGAUCAAGAAGUUGCUGAAGUUCUGGAAGAUAGUCAAGCUCUGGAUGUAAAUGCUGGAGAUAACAACGGUUUGACUGCCCUUCACUUUGCUUGUAUGGCUGAAAAUACGAAAAUGAUUGAGUUCCUUAUGUCUAGAAAGGGAAUUGACGUCAAUGCUGUGACACAGGAUAAAAAAUGGUCUCCCUUGCACUUAUCUAUAUAUUUUAGAAAAGAGACUUCUGCUUCAGAAAUAAUGAAAGAUGCAAGGACAGAUGUCAACAUUUUUGCGAGUGAAAACAUCACGCCAUUACAUAUAUCAGUUGCAACCGGACAGUUGAACAUUAUCACUGGACUACUUGAUCGGAGAGCAAACAUUGAAGCUAAGACUAUUGAAGGUUUUACCCCUCUACAUCUUGCAGCCCUCAGACCUGAACCUACUAUCUCCUCUUUGUUGCUUAGAAAUGGUGCUAAUAUAAAUUCGAAAUCAAACGAUGGAUCAACACCUUUGCAUCUUGCCACAAAAGCAGAGAGAAUCGAAACACUGACUAAUUUAUUAAACAAAGGAGCUGAUUCCAGAUCAGUGGAUCACAACAAUCUGCUACCGAUACAAAUAGCGAUACAGAAUUACAAUACAGAUAUCAUUAGGAAGUUUAUGAAUCAUGAUCGUAUUAUUGUUAACCCAAAAACUGAAGAAUUCUUAAUUCAUAACAAUAAAAUUCUUUCAUUCACAUUUAGCACUCUUGUUAGAUACUUGUACCACUAUUACUUGAAUAAGGAUUCUCCAGAAUAUCAGGAAUUUAGGGACAUGACUCCCUAUCAAAUAUUUGAGAAGCAAGGAAAAAUAGAAAUGUUAAAAGUUCUUAUGGAGGGCUCAGAAGAAGUAAAGAUACUUCCUAUCAUUGUUAAUGGUAUUGAUAACAUAGCGAAACACUGCGUAACUAAAACCACCAAUCAAGAUGAUUCAAAAGAUACAGUAGAUCCGUGCGUUUCAUCAAGACAUGUCAGACGUCACAUUCUAUCAGAUUUAAAAAAUAGUGUUAAAAAAUUAUUAAAAUCGAGUGUUUAUAAUUCUGUGUUAUCUGAUGCAAGCUUCAAUCGGAUGAAUGGAGCCCAUCAAAAUAAAUUAGAAUAUCGAAAUAAGAAUGUACGAAUCAUCCAAUCUCCUGAUAGCGUGAAAACCUCAUAUCAGAUGAAAAACAUUACUCAAACUCUCUCUGAAUAUCGAAAUAAUAAUAAACAAGCCGUCCAAUCCACUGAUAGCAGAAAGGCUUUCACUUGGAUGAAAAGCAUUACUCAAAAUCACUCAGAAUAUCUAAAUAAUAAACGAAACAUUCAACCCACAGAUAAUGUGAAAACCUUCAAUCUGAUGAAAAACAUUACUCAAAAUCUCUCAGAAUAUCGAAAUAAUAAUAUACAAGCUUUUCAAUCUACUGAGAAGACUUUCAACUUCUUCAAAGUUAAUUCAACUGCUAACUUGGAUACUAAUGGUAUCUUACUUCUGUUAGAUACUUUUAUUCGAAAGCUAACAGCGAAAAAGCAUGACUUUAUGUACUACAAAACCGUUUCUGAUUUGGAAAUACAAGCUAAGGCUCUUAACAUCACCGAAGAUCUGGAGCAAUUCGUGAAUGCGUUGGGUGUUAUUAAAGCGAAUGUGCAAAUUGAUUUUUUUGAAAUUUAUUCAAUGAUUUACAAAUCUCUUCAUUCUGGUAAUGUGGCUAAAUUUACAGAAAAACUAUGUUCGUUAUUAAAAGAUAUUUUACAGCCAUUUCAAAUUGAAAUAUUCUUAUCAAAACUGUUUGAAAAUGUAACACUAGAUUAAUGCUUCAUAUGACGAAAUCGCUUUGUAUUCCUGCAAAAUCAUUAAACUUACAAUUCUUAUUGAA